This is a messenger RNA of Zophobas morio, 1274 nucleotides long. Its product is annotated as probable serine hydrolase. The transcript is spliced from 2 exons. Lineage: Eukaryota; Metazoa; Arthropoda; Insecta; Coleoptera; Tenebrionidae. The record is from RefSeq and is a predicted model, not a curated record. The coding region runs from base 127 to 1164 and encodes 345 amino acids.
GAUAAGUCGUGCCGAUAACCUGUUAUCAUGGUGCAGUCUCGUCAUGUUAUAACAUAGUGUUAUCAUCUUAUCGCAGCCUUAAAAACAUUCAUCUCUGUAGGUAUAAAAACCCAACAUCUGAUUUCAAUGUUCCGACGCGGUAGGCUUUUAUUCAGCGCUAUCAUGAAGCCGAAUUUCCAAAACACUACCAAUUUUCAAUCCUCAAAUGUCAAUCAACCAACUAUCUUAGAAAUUAGAAUUCCGGUCCCGUGGGGUCACAUAGCUGGUAAAUGGUGGGGGCCCACCGACAAGAGACCCAUUUUAAUCAUGCAUGGUUGGCAAGAUAACUGCGACUCCUUCAACCGAUUGCUUCCUUUAAUGAGUCAAGACGUUGGUUUCUUAGCCAUAGAUCUCCCAGGCCACGGUUACUCUUCGCAAAUUCCAGACGGCUUCUACUACCACAACAUAAACUACCUCAUUUUGAUCCAACGCUUGGUGGAUUAUUUCAAAUGGCCCCAAGUCUCACUAAUGGGUCACUCCUUAGGCGCCCGAACUUCCUUCCUCUACACCAUAAUGAACCCCCAAAAAGUAGAUUUUUUAAUUUGUUUGGAUGGUCUCAAGCCACUCACUGACGACGAAGUCAUCAACACUAACGCAAAAACAAUUUCGAAAUUUCUACAAUACGAAAAACUGAGAAGACAGAAUACAGAACCUCCCGCUUAUACUAUAGAGGAAAUUAAACAGAAAAUGUCGAGUUCUCUUGGUGGUUCCGUUGCUUACGAACACAGCCACCAUUUGAUUGAACGUAGUGUCGCUCCUUCAAAAAACCAACCGGGAAAGUACUGUUUCAGGAGAGAUCCUAGGUUAAAAGUGACCGAAUUAAUUAACUGGAGGCAGGAGGACUUGGUACCUGGUGCCCGACGGGUACGAUGUCCUGUUUUCAUUGCAAAAGCAAUUGGUGCGCCUUAUUACGAGGACGAGAAGAUAUUUCUUGAUGUUGUAGACGCUCUUAAAGAAAGUGGGAAUUGUGAGUUCCAUAGGUUGGAAGGGACGCAUCAUUUGCAUCUGAAUAAUCCCGAAGUACUAGCAGAAUUGGUUAAAAAGUUCCUCAGACGGUACGAUAAAUCGGAUAGGAGUACCGGUGGUAUCAAAGGGGAAAUGGUACACAGGCAACACAAACUAUAGUUGUGUAUAGUGCGGGCGAACAACAGUUCGUGUUCUACAAAACUUUUUCGAUUUUUUUAAUGACUACAGGUCUAUGUUUUUAUGGACUACAUAAAUUAACAUUAUUUAAA